Galleria mellonella (greater wax moth) is the source of this 3567-nucleotide messenger RNA. RefSeq lists its product as uncharacterized. The record is from RefSeq and is a predicted model, not a curated record. Bases 1 to 3567 code for a protein of 1188 amino acids. Lineage: Eukaryota; Metazoa; Arthropoda; Insecta; Lepidoptera; Pyralidae. Gene Ontology annotation, molecular function: nucleic acid binding; zinc ion binding. The transcript has 3 exons.
AUGGAGCACGCGCGACCACCGCCCGAAUUAAAUAUGGAGGGAGGCCCUGUGAGUCGUGCCGAUGCAUGGAGGCGUUGGCGACAACAAUUCCUGCUGUUUAUCAAGGCUUCGGGUGUGGAUUCCGAGAAUUCAGCAGUACAAGCCAGUUUACUAAUAAAUUUGAUCGGUCCGGAGGGAUAUAAAUUCUUCACGAGAAAUCAGGAAGAAGGUGAAAGCAUUCAACAGUACGUGACGGCGUUACGUCUUAUUAGCAAGAAGUGUGCAUUCUUAUCGCUAGAAGAGGAUUUGAUUAAAGAUCGUAUAGUAUGUGGGGUACGCAGUGCGACUGUCAGGGAUAGGCUAUUACGACACGAAGAUUUGACCUUGGAAAAAGCUAUGAAUUUGUGCAUCGCCGAGGAAACAUCACAGGAGAGCGGUCGGCAGCUGAAUUGUUUCACUGUCAGUGGUAGUGAGUGUGUACAAGUGAAUAGUGUUGAGCAGUGCCGGGGAAGCGGCGGGCGCCGCGGGCGGCGCGCCGGCGGGCCGAGCGGCCGCGCGCCGGCGCCACGCCGCGCCGACGGUCGGUUCACGCCUGUGCACGCCGCGCCCUGCUCUGGCUGCGGUGCCAGGGUGCGCUGCCAGCAGAAGCAGUGUCCGGCUCAGAAUGCCACUUGUUUUGUAUGCGGUAAACGAGGACACUUCGCUCGAGUAUGUAAGUCUGGUUACAAUACUAAUUUCAACAGUGGCAGAGUUAGGCACGUAUACGAAAUCGGCGAAGAAGAAGCGAAUACCGAGUCAGACGAGGAAGAAUCGUUUCACAUAUCAGUAAUUACUGAUAACAAAAGUGAAUCAGGAAAGUGGUUUGAAAUUUUGACUUGUACGAACGGGGAAGAAAAUUUUAAAUUGGACACAGGGGCGGACAUAAAUGUAAUAUCAUACAGGAGAUUCAUAGAACUAGGUUAUAAUGAAUGUGAUAUUAAAAAUACUAAUAUAAAGCUAGAAGCAUACAGUGGGGAUAAAAUACCUAUUAAAGGUACAUGCAGCAUGAAGUGGGUGUAUAAAAAUACUAUAUAUAAUUUGAGAUUUGCGAUAGCAGACAAUGAUUGUCAAAGCGUGCUGGGCCGAAAAUCAUGUGAAUUAAUGAAAUUAGUAAAAAGAAUUUAUGGAAUAAAUUUAACAGAUUAUAGUGACUUAUUUCAAGGAGUAGGAUGUCUGCCCGGAAAGUAUCACAUUGUAGUCGAUAAUUCCAUACGCCCUGUCGUAUGUGCUUCCAGAAAAAUACCGUUAGGGAUACGGGAUAGAUUAUUACUAGAGUUACAAAAAAUGGAAAAAUUAGGUAUCAUUAGGAAAGUAUAUCAUCCUACCCCGUGGGUUCAUCCAUUAGUUAUAGUUGCUAAAAAAAAUAAUGGCAUUCGCAUAUGCCUAGACCCGCGCGAUCUAAACCGCGCGGUACAGCGCGCACACUUCCAGCUGCCCACAGUAACGGAGUUAGCGACACGUUUACAUGGCGCCUGUUAUUUUUCGGUACUUGAUGCCAACUCAGGCUUUUGGGCUGUGCAACUCGAUGAGGAAAGUGUAGAUCUUUGUACUUUCGCAACUCCCUUUGGCCGUUAUCAGUUCCUUCGGUUACCGUUUGGAAUUAAUUGUUCCUCAGAGGUAUUCCAUGCGAAAAUGCGUCAACUCUUAGAAGACUUGGAAGGGGUGGAUAGCUUCGUCGAUGAUAUUAUUGUUUGGGGAAAGACGAAACGAGAACAUGACGAUAGGCUGGUUGCACUAUUAAAUCGAGCACGAAAUAUAAAUUUAAAAUUUAACAAAGAUAAAUGCAAAGUGGGUGUAGAAGAAGUUGUAUAUUUAGGGCACGUAUUUGAUAAGAACGGUAUGCGACCAGACUAUAACAAAAUAAAAGCCAUAAAGGAGAUGCCAGAACCGAAUGAUAAGAAAAGUUUACAGCGAUUUUUGGGAGCGGUAAAUUAUUUGUCAAAAUUUAUACCGAAUCAUUCUGAGAGCGCGUUACCGUUAACCAAUUUAUUAAAAAAGGAAAAUGAAUGGCGUUGGGAAGAUACGGAACAAAAAUCAUUUUUUGCAUUAAAAGAAAGCGUGUGUCGCGCGCCGGUGUUGGCAUUGUACGACGUAUCGCGGCCGCUAGUGCUGUCAGUGGACGCAUCGCGCGACGCGCUCGGAGCCGUGCUGCUGCAGGCCGGCCGACCCGUCGAAUACGCUUCGCGCACACUCACCGACACCCAACGGCGUUACGCGCAAAUCGAAAAAGAGAUGCUGGCCAUAGUUUUUGCAUGCGAACGAUUCCACCAAUAUAUUUAUGGUAAGGUUAAAAUAUUGGUGGAAACGGAUCAUAAACCCUUAGAAAGUAUUUUUAAAAAACCACUGAUGUCGGUCCCAGCUCGCUUACAACGCAUGUUGUUAAGAAUACAAACUUAUGAUCUAUUAGUUAAUUAUAAGCCAGGAAAGUAUAUGUAUGUUCCUGAUGCACUGUCUCGAGCGCCGCUUCCUGAGCUAUAUAGUGUGGAAGUGGAACAGAAUGUACUGUACCAAGUUCAAAUGGUGGUGGGCAAUAUACCGAUAUCUAAUUCAAAAUUGGCAUUAAUUAAAAAGGAAACUAAACAGGACAAGAUUCUAUGUGCACUGAUCGAGUAUAUAAAAACGGGAUGGCCAGACCAUAAAUAUAACUUACCAAUAGAAUUACAAGUGUUUUGGGCAAUAAAGGACGAGUUAUAUGUCGUCGAUUCUGUAGUAUUUAAAGAUAGUAUAAUACUGAUACCUUCGAGUUUGCGAGCUGAAAUGCUGCGGCUCGUGCACGAGGGCCACCUCGGUAUAGAUCGGUGCAAGCGGCGAGCGAGACAGGUUAUGUAUUGGCCGAAUAUGUCACGCGACAUUGAGUCUCAUGGAAAGCGUUGUACCACUUGUCAGGAGAGUUUAAAUGCACAAGCAAAGGAACCUAUGAUUCCAGUAGAGAUACCCCCUUUGCCGUGGACGAAAGUAGGUACUGAUAUUUUUGAAAAUACUCCUAGAGAAGGUUUAAGCUCUCCUGCACAGAUGUUAAUGAGUCGCAGAUUAAGAUGUAAACUUCCGGCCAGCGUACAAAUAUUAAAACCAAAACUUGUAAAUGAAACAGAAUAUCAUACCUUGGUCUAUAAGCAAAAGUCCAAUAAGGGAUACUAUGAUCGGCAUUGUAAAACGCUAUGCAAGUUAGAAAAAGGUGACCAAGUAAUAUGUAAUGAUGGUAAAAAUCGUACUAGGGCCACUGUAGUAAGCACGGCUGAUACGCCUCGUUCUUAUAUUAUAGAAAAUAAAAUAGGAACCAAAUAUCGACGUAAUCGUCGUCAUUUAAUCAAAUGUGAACCACCGGAAGUAAAGUUUGAAAUAAACAAAGCUGAACCAGCCGUGGUUACUAAGGUUUUAAACCAAAAAACAUCGGAAACAAGGUCGGACGUAUGUAUCGGUGGCACGAUGGAUGCACCGUACCGCACUGCUGAGACACCGCCGGGUUCGAACCCGCAACCAAAUAGCAGUAGUGGUAGUAUGUUUCUUAAACCACCGCUUACGCGCAAACGUGCCAAAACACUCAAAUAA